This is a messenger RNA of Cinara cedri, 24557 nucleotides long. The record is from the annotation of a GenBank genome assembly. NCBI's taxonomy places the organism in Eukaryota, Metazoa, Arthropoda, Insecta, Hemiptera, Aphididae.
UUUAAUAGUAAAAAUAUUGGCCAUUCUGCGACGUCCACUUUGAAGGCCGUCGAGUCGGGAAGGAGUAGUCGAAUCUAGGUUACUAUCCCGAUAAAUACCGAAUCCCGUGCCGUGUCCGACGCACAGCAUCGCCGUAGUCCGUCGUCGACAGCUUCGGUAUCUAUCUACUUAUAUUAACGUACGUUAAAUUAAAAUUGUUACGUUUUUUUAUUUUUCAAAACAUUUCAUUUCGUUUCGUACACAUUAUAUCUACACACGCUCAAACCGCGGAGGACUUUCACUCGUAAUCGCUUAAUAUUUUGUGAUCGUAUACACCGAGGUAAUAUUAUAUUAUUAUUAACUAUCAUCAAUCAUAUAUCUUAUCGAUAUCAUACCUACCUUACAAACUCUCCACUUACUACAAAUAUAAAGUAGGUACCUCCCGGCUUUUUUAAUAAUGUCGUAACUCUGCCUGGUAUGAAUAACAUUUUUUCGGCCGAUCCUAUAAGUAUUCGAAUAUCUUAUAAAAAAUGUAUCGUAAAUAAAUAUUUCUUAUAAAAUAAUAAAAAAUGAUGUGUUUUAAUGUCAAAAUAAUUUUUUUUUUAUACACUUUUGAUAUACCAUGUUUACCAUAAUAAUAUUAUGAAGAUUACCUAUAGGGGAAGGUAGAGGCCUCGCCCACCCUCAGACUAUAGACUAUACAAACGUUUUUGCUUCCAUAUAAAUAAUUAUUUGUUUACACAAUAUAUAAUUUACAAUUUUCAAGAAAGAUAAGCGAAGAAGAGCGAUAAAUAAUUUUUUUGGCGGUACUGUGAUGUAUUUGUAUUUAUUAUUUUUUUCUGGUUUUGAACAAAUUGUCUACCAAAUAUCUUAUUCCAAUCAAAAAAUAAGUUAGCAAUGAUUUAUCGAUGCUUAAAGAUAUAAACUAAAAAACCUUAUUAUGUGUCUUACCUUCUCAAUUUCCCACCAACAAUAGUGUCUCCACACACCCCAAGCAUUACCCUUUUUUUCUUUUUUUUUUUACUUAGUACCUAGUAAUUUUUUUUAAUCUCCUUCCCAAAAAAAAUUCAACUUUGGAUCCACAACUGUACUUUUAUCGGCAAUGUUACCAUAGGCCAACAUUUCUGUAAACAGCGCGAAAAUGUACCUAACGUUUGUUUUUAUCAGAUACUCAUAUAUAAUACUUACAUUAAAACAUUUAUGUAACACAAUAUAUUAUUAAAUUGAAACUGUAGACAAUUUUAUUAUACACAGAGUGAUCAACAUAAUAUAAGAUACUCGCAUCUUAAAAGAAAGUAUUAACUUUUUUUCGGAAUUUGUUUUUACAAAAUUUACAAAACAGCGAACUAUAUACAUAACCGUUAUAACCAUUCUAUUUUAUCACUUUGGUGUUUUGUCCCCUACAAAUUCUGAAAUAUGUUAACACUUUCAGGAAUAAUGAGUGUCUUGUACGUUAUUUAUUUAUUUUAUAUAUAACAAUACGGACAGAGGCCCAGAUUAUGUUGAUCACUCUAUAUAAUUGCAUUUAUGUGACUCAAUAAACACAUGUAAAUACUUAAAUAUUAUGUAAUAUAACACAUUGGACUAGAUUAAAUAAUAUUAACUAUAUUAUUUCAACUGAUUAUAGUAUAUAUUUAUUAUAUAUUUAAAUUGAACUGAUUAAGUUAUCAUAUAAUGUUACUAAUUGGUUGUAGGAAAUUAACUUCUCGAUUUAAAAUUAUACUUACCUACUCUUAAUAAAAUUCGUUGGCGAUUAUUAAUAAUAUUUUUUUUUUCGGAAAUGAUGAUAUAUUGAUUUGUGAAAAAUGUCUAUAAUAUAGGUACGCCUAUACAGGGUCUUUCAAAUUUCAUGUUACAGUCAAAUUUUCUAUAAAAUAGUUAUUUUUUCAAAAAAUUAUUCGCAUAAAAACUUUUGGGAAAGAAUCAGUGAGGUACCUAUUUUCAAUUUUCAAAUAACAAUAAACUAUAUGAAAAAUUCCACAAAUAGACGGAGUCGAGAAACAUUUUGGUAUUGAAAUUUUUGAUUUUCAUUGGCCCGUUAAAGAAAUAUUCCAAUUCUUUGAAGUUUAAAUAAGGGAAGAGUAUAUUAUAAUGAAAUAUCAUUUAUGUGGCAGCACAAUGGAUGGCAUUUGAGUAGUACUCGUCGGAUUGACGGGUUGACGGAAAUCAAAAAUUUCAUUACCAAAAUGUAUUUAAACUAAUACUGUAUAUAAUUAUGGAAUUUUUAAUAUAAUUCGUCAUAGAAAAACAAAAAAUCAGUUCACCCCAUCCUCCCAAACAUAAGAAUGAAAAACAAUUAUGAUAAUGUAGCAUUUUAGAAUAUAUGAUUGUAAACAUUUUUUUUAAAUAAGUAAUUUAUGUGAAAUUUGAAAUUUAAUAGACCCUAUAACAUAAACGUAUAGGUUGUCUUUUUAUAAAGUAAUACACACUAAACAAGUCUAAUACUGCUGGUGAAUAUGCCACUGAUUUAGAAGAUAAUUUAGAAGCGUUUGAAUGUGAAGAGUAAUUUAAUUUAUAUCUAAACACAGCGGUGAAAGAAAAACGAUUCUAAGCAGAGUAUUAUUAGUCGCAUUUUUCCUUUUGUUGCCAAAUUAUAACCUUAAAUCAAUGAAAACUAUACAAAAAAUUGGCAUUUUCCAAUUUAUUAGGAAAACUACAAAACAAAUUUUAAAAUAACCUCCCCGAUGUGCUGCCAACUAAAUCAAAUAUGCUACAAAAGGAUGUUAUAACGUUUUUGAUUGGAACGAGGUUUCCAGAACCCAUAGUUAAGUUUUUUACGUACAAUUAAAAAAUAUAUCAUAAUAAAAACCAUAACGAUAGUAGGUACCCGCAUACCAAUAUACAAUGUAUUUUGUUACUAACGUGUACUUUCAUUCAUAAUAAUAUGUUAUUAUCUUCUAGUCAAAAUCAGUUUUUUUUUCUUAUCUCGACGUGUAGUUAUAAAUUAAUUUAUCGUCCACGCGCAAAAAAACGUUCGAUUCCAAAGAUGGAAGAUUUAUUAUAAUUUAUGCACGCAUUUAGCUUUACAUCGUGAAUAAAAAAACCACAUCGCAGUUUAUAUUUGUUUAUUAUCAACUAUUACACAGCCUAUAGGUAUUAUUAUAAUAAUUAUAUAUUAAUAUAUCUAUUUUAUUUAUACACAUACAAUACAUGACACGAUAAUAUCUAACAACAAACCUAAAAAACGUGCCCGUAAUAUUAUUAUGCGAUUUCGAAACAAGCAAAAAAUACGUACAGAAUAGAACAACAAAUAAUUAUUACUUUGUACAUAACUGUGAUAAUUUAUUGUCGAUUUUUCAAAAAUAGCAGGGGGAGAGUGGCUCCAUUUCUCACCAAGUAAUGACACAUACCUAUAUUUACCAUAUUAUAAAAGUACUUAGCCACUUAGGUAUUAAAAAAACGCACACACGCAUAAAUAUUUGCCUAUACAAGCAGGUCACGAAAGCGUUAAUUUAUACUAAUGUUUUAAACUGGUUCUUGAACAAGCUCGUGAUUUUUUGAAAUCAUCGUUUUUUUUAUUUUAUUAUUAUUAUGAUUUUUUUUUUUACAAUCGGUCGUCCAAACUUGUACGAUCCUUGCAAGGUAAACGAUCAGCUGAAACAUUUAUAUUCAAUACAUGCAACACUAAAUCUGUUUAAAACACAAUAUUUCAAAUAAAAAAAAAGACUCCUUUAAAAAAAAAAAUUAUAAUAAAAGAAAAAAUAAUUUGAAUAACCACAAAUACCGAAAAGCAUAAUUUGAAAAAAAUUCAAUGGUGAAAUUCCAAAAAUGUAGAAAGCGCUUUCAGAAUUUUUUCCUCUUGGCUUAUUAUUAUAUAUGACGUGGUUUUUCAUUAUGACAAACCGGUAAAGGAUAUUUUAGAUUACAUAUUGUUAUACUCAACAAUGAUGUAUUUCUUCCAAAUUUUGAUCUUUUGAUUAAUAAUUAUUAUGCGUAUGCCUUUCCAAGUUUAUUAGCUAACCAUCCGGAAAUCGAUCGGACCGUAUCGACCUGUUUCCCUUCAAUAUUAAUUUUAGUAACAUAUAAUAUAUAUAUGCCAAUUUAUUUAUAAAAAAAAAUUAAUUAAUUAACGUAAAUAGUAAUAAUUAUUGUUAAAUAUUAUUUAAACAAAUCAGCCUCAUCUUCUAUCUCCCUCCUCCCACCGCCAUGACAAAAUCAUUUGACCGCCAUCAAUAUUAAUGUAUAGGUCAUACAGAUAAAAAGUUUCGAUUUUAUUUUUUUGUUUCGGAAAACGAUAAUUAUGUAUUUAUGACGUUUUUAUAACAUACAUAACAAUUAUAGAUUAUUGUACACCUACGAAUACGUCACAGUUCUUUCCUCGACGAACAAAAUUACAACAAAUGCCGAUGACGGAGUUUUGUGUGGGCCGUUAUUAUCGAGGAAAAAAUUUAACUCAAUUUUAUUAAUACGUGCGCAAGUAAUAAUGUACGAGUGUAUGCAUUAUUACUAGGGCUGUGAAUUUGUAGGAAAAUGCUUUUUUCUUUUUUAGCUGUUUAUGAAACGUAGCUUUUUAAGUACAUAAUUUGAAUUAUGUAACUACAAAUUCAUUUAUGAAACUUUUAUUUUACAUUUUUAAUUUUUAAGGUAAUUUUUUGGACUUUUUAAGUCAUAUUUUAUUUUUUAGUUCAUUUUCCGGUACUUUUAAUCAAAUUUCUUCAAUUAAAAUCUUUACACACAUAUAAAAACUAAAGUCUAUUAAACACCCAGUAAGGUAAUAUUUUGCUAAUUGCGUGUUCACUAAUAAAUUCAUAGUAAACGAACGAAUUAGUAUUUUUCGUAACAAAAUAUUUAAAUUUAUUUAGGAAAUACUCUCACUGGUGAAGUAGAGGUAACCAGGAAAAUUCAAAAAGUUAAUAUGAAGGUUAAUUGGUGUACCUGUUCAUGGAACUUUGUUUAAAAAAAUGUACAUAAAUCGGAUAUUCACUAAAAAUUACCUGAUCUUCCGAAUUCCACGAGGGUCUGCGUGUGCUUUUUAGAAUACCCAAGGGUGGAUUAACGAAUAGGCCAAGCAAGCCUGGGCCUAGGAGCGCCAUAAUUUUAGCUGUAUAAGGGGCGCACAUAUUUUUCUUCUUCCAUUUAAAACAAACAAUGGAAAUCCGUAAUUUCAUUGAAUUUUUAUUGAGUUAUAUCUUCAUAGAUGGUGUUUAAAUUAUGUGGUUGUAUAAUUAUUCUUAUCGGUUUUAUCUUAUCAUGCUCUAUGAUUAUACGAGGUCUACAACAACAUCAAAUUGAUGAAUGCAUUAUCUCUAUUAAAUAAAGAAAAUUAACUUCUUCGAAGCUUAGAUUAUUCUGAUAUUCGCUACCAGGAAAUCCAGAAAAAAAAUUAAUUGAAAUUAGCAUUUUAUAUAAAUAUAGUUACUAAGUAAUUAGUAAAUUUCUUCACUUUUAGAUUUUCAGAACCAAAUAUUUUCGUUAACGACCUCAUCUCGUGUUUUUUAGCGUUGUAUAUAUACCCCUGCAGACCCUCCAAAUGAAGCUAGAGAAAUUACAUGUUAUGACGUAUGACAAGUGUAAUUAUCAAACGUGCCUUUUGGUGGUUUCGACAUUCAAUUCACUCUAUAAUCAUUAUUACGUUGGGUUACAUAUGAUUAAUGGGUAUCUAUUGAAUAAAAAUAAUUAAUUAAUUAAUAAUUUAAUACAAUUUUUUAAAAAAAUGAAUUAUUGGCAUGGCUAACAAGUCGACUGGGGAAAAAUUCUACUUUCACGAGUGCUCACGGGUGUUUAUUUUCGAUUUCCUUUGUAGUUUGAUUAAUAAAAUAGGAAAAAAAGGGAAAUGUAUUAUUGUUUAUUUUUUGAUGAUUUCGGGAUUAUCUUGGGAAAAAAUGCUACUAAUUUUACUCCGUUCACAAUCGUUUUUUCGUUUGCAAUGGUUUAUCGUAACAUGGAGUACCUAUAUAAACUAAAUUACCUUGUUUAUCAUACCUUCCCAACAAAAAAACAUGUUUACUUGUAUUUUAAUUUUAUUUAAAAAAAUUUAAACGAAUAAGGAAAAUAACAAAAUGAUCAUGCAACUAAAAUUCAAUUAAUAUGACGUAAACGAUAGUACUUAGAUUAAUAUAUUAUGUUAACGAUGGCAGUGCCCACGUGGGUUCGGCAUUGAAAUUGAUUUUUAAUGUAUUGAAACGACAAAAAUCUUAAAAGUGUCAAAUUCCUAUACAUUUUCCUACGUGUUUUCCGGUUAUUAUUAAUUAGGUAUUAAAUAUUAGGAAAACUAUAAGGAAAAUCACAAAUAGUCUUCCUAAUGCACCAAAAAAAUCCAAAAUUCAUAAAAAAAAUUUCUUUUGCCGUUCCUUGAUUGGAGCAAGAUUUUCUGUCCACCGUUAUAUUGAACCACUAAUACUUUCUCGCUAUGCUCGGGAUCUAAAAUUAAAAAACAAAUACCGCAGUAAAACAUUGACAAUACAUUUUAUACAAAUAAAUUAUAAAUAAUACAAAUUCGAAAGUAUUAAAAUUUAAAUAUAAAUUAUAAAUACAUUAUAAUAAUUGCAAUACUACCUAUAUAAAAGCAACUUUUAUCAUUAUUAUUGGCGGUAUACCAACAAUAAUAUUAUAUUAUUAAGUAUUUACGUCAAUAUUGUAUUUAAUUAUGUCACGUAUUUACAUUGACCUAAUAAUAAUAAUAGUCGGUAAGUAUACGAUUUAGUAUACCUACUGUCAUUUCUUGCAUACCUAGUAACAAUAUUAUCAAUAGACAUCUAUCAAGUGGGUACAUACACGCAAAUAGCUCAAAUAUGUUAAGGAUUUAAAUUUAGCCCGAACAAGAAUCCCGAACAUGUAAAUUAUUUUUUACAUUGUUACUCACAAUUUUUUUCUUUACUUUUACUAUUUUAUGUACCUAUUAUUUAUUAUUUUUACAUAUUUAAUCUAAAUUAUUCGUUUAUUACCACAUGGAUGAUUCACACACUAAAAUGUCUUCCUAACACAUUCAAUUUUCAACUUUGCCACUAAAUGGCAUAUUAUUAAAGAAAAUAAAAGUGUAGAAAGUAAUGUAAUAGGAAAGGGGGGGGGGUAGGGAGUUAACUAGGCACAGUCAACGCAAUACGUGAGUAAACUAUGAUAGAGGUAGAGGCAUACAUGCAACUAUAGUAAUUUGGAUGAAAGAAAACAAAAUAUAUUUAUUAUAAGGUGAACACAAAGAGAAACUUUUUUAUUCUACAAGCAAUUUACAGCUUGUAGAUGGUAUAUAUGGUAUAUUAAAAUUAAUGCAAUUCGUUCACUCGUAAAGUAGUUAAGGCAGUGGUGUUUCAUUAUGAUUUAAUAAAAUACAUUAUUGUAUAUUUAUGAUAUUUAUGAUGUAUAUUUAUGAUAUAAUUGAUCAAUAGUCAAGAACACAAACUAUAAUUUUUCGAUCACUUUUUAUAUUUCAAUGUAGUUUUUCAGAAGUAAACUUACCUUUAAUUUGAUAAAACUAAUAAGUGUAAACAUUUAAAAAAAAAGGCAAUAGGGGUUUUAACCCUCACUCCCCUCUUAUGCAUGGGCCCGCCGAAAAAUCAUCAAUUUUGAUUAUCUAUAGGUUAACGGUAGAGAAAAAAAUAUAUCACCCCUCCUGAAAGGAUGACUAAAUACGCCCCUGCUGUUUGAUAAACUCCAUUAUAAGCCCUGAAAAGCGGAAAUAAAUACUUAAACAAUAUUUUAAAAAACCAAAAAAAGCUCUGUUUUAAUUUCAUAUUAGAACUCUUGAAUUUUUUUAAAACUACACUCGCGGAUUUGUAUUACUCCGUGUCCAGCGACGGCCGACGCGACAAGCAGAUAAAAUAACAAAAAUAAACAUAUAAUAAUAUCUGCUAUAAUAUUAUAAUACAAUAACGAAAUUAACUUAAGAAUCUUAUUUGGGGAGAGGGGAAAUCUGGGAUGUUGAUGCCGGCUUAAGUAAACACAAAGUCGAAAUUAUGUUAAGAAAAAAAGUUGAAAAAACUUAUAGUUUUUUUUGUUAAAUUUAAACCAUUCAUAAAAAGCGCUUUCAAAUAGCAUAAUGAAAUAUUUGAACUCUUUGUAUAACAUGACAUGCAAGUUUCCACAGCACACUGCUAGAUAUAAUGUCAAGCCAAAAAUAUAAACAAACGCAAUAAGUCUCCUGAACCAAAAAUUAUAUUUUUUAAUACAAAUUAUACGAAUAAAUAUUAUUGAUAAGUUACAGAAACAACAGACAGACAUGGCACUUGACGUGAUUUCGACUCAUCUGUAUCAUAUGGAAAACGCUGUGGAACAUCACGCUGAUCGUUUCGAAUCGCUACAAGACGGAUCGACCGCGAUAUUCCGUCGCGGCCAACCGUUUUAUUUUGGUAUUAAAUUCAAUAGACCGGUCGACAAGAUCAAAGACAUCGUCCGAAUCGUUCUCGUGACAGGUGAACUUAUAAUAUAUUAUUAGAACGUAUACACAAUAUUUUUGACUGAGCGGCCAAGAAACAUUUCGUGAGCAAAUAAUGAACGGCCUUUGAUACGGUUAUUUUCCGUCCAUUGCGCGCACAAUUUAGCUAUAAUAAUCAACAAAAUAAUAAUAAAAUAUAUUAUAUUUUAUCGUCGUUUUAUAAAUAAUCCUAUUCGGUUCGAAUAAUCUGGUCGGGGAAAAUAGAUAUAAAUCUAGACAUUUAGCCAAAAACAUACAAAAAGCAUUUAAAAUAAUAAUAUAAUGUAUUAUUAGAGGGCAUUUAAAUUAUGUACAGGUGGACACGGUUACAAAAAAAAAACAUCUAAAAAUGAAAAAAUUUGACGAUUUUACCAUAAAUCUAAAACUAAGAGAAGCCAGAAAUAUCUCCUUAUAUUUAAAAAAAAAUGGCACAAGUCCUAGUAAGCUGAAUUUAGGCCAAAUUAAAAUUAUAAUUUGUGUCUAAUAUUUAUCAACUAUUUUGUUUUUUUAUCAUACACACUUUAAAAAAAAAAAAAACACUAAUAUCUAUAAUAGUCACUAUUCUCACUUUUCUUGGUUCUAAGCCUAAUGUAUAGAGUGCACGGCUUUUACUAAUAUAUAAUAAUAAUUUAUUGUUCUUUUAUUUCUGUAGGACCCGCGCCAGCUCCAGCUAAAGGCACGAGCACGGCGCUAAUCGUCAAGGACAAAGAAGACCUGGUCGAAGACAAAUGGGACGCUCGUUUCAGCAACUUUACCGGGUCCACGGUCACUGUACAGGUCAGUUUGCGUAUAAUACACCACACCCUACGUAAUAAUAUAGUAUAGUAGUAGUAAUAUAGUAUAGUAAAGUAUAAUUAUAAUUUCGUGUUAAUAUUUUGCCAAGUACAUCACGUCGGAAUUAUUUUCCAGGUUCAAAUACCGCCAUAUGCACCGGUUUCCGUGUGGAAAAUCAUCGUGCACACGGCCCGAAAGGGCGUGGCCGGAGUCAAACAACACCGGGUUGAAACGGAGGUCUAUAUACUGUUCAACCCUUGGUGCCCGAGUGAGUUUUCUAACGAUUUUCCUCUACCGCAGAAUAUUAGGUAUACAAAUUUAACAAACAAAAAACAAAAAUAAUCGUUUUCUAGAUGACACUGUCUACAUGGACGAUGAGAUCAAGUUGAACGAGUACGUACUCAACGACGACGGUAAAGUGUGGCAAGGUACUUACAAAGAACCUAAAGGAUACCAAUGGUUUUUCGGACAGUUUGAGGCGGUCGUCCUACCUUCUAUCAUGAUGCUACUGGACAGAGCGUCUUUAUCACACCAGGACAGAGCCGACCCGGUAAAAAUGUCUAGAACAAUUUCUGCAAUCGUAAGUACACUCCGAUACGUAGUUAUGUUAGGUAUGUGUUAGGUGUAAUAGGUUAGAUCAAAAUACACACGAUUGGUUUCUUACGCGAUAAAAAGUUACCUAUGUAUUGAUUUACCAAAUGUAUUAGAUUCGUCCAAUUACAUCCCACGUGCAAGUAUAAACAUAUAAUUAUAUACUGUGUCGUUAAAUUGUUUUCCUAUGCCCUUUUUGCCUGUCGAACGCAGAUAAUAUAUUUUAUAAUAUUAGUAUCCUGAUUAACUACUACGAUUUAAAGUGAGGGAAGGGAUGAAGGGGGACGGAUUUUCUUUUUUGCUUCUUAUUUAAUUAUUGUUUAUGAAAUUUUGAAACUCGAAUUAGUUCUAUUAAAAAUAAAAUCUUUAAUAAACGCCCAUUUGAUUAUACAUCGAUAAUCAAAUUUUAUUUUAGUUCAUUUUUACUGAGCAGGUAUAUAUGGACGAUUUUUUUGGGAAGGGGUGCAGUUUAUUUUUAAACCCUAUUAACAUAACAUUUUGUUUAAUAAAUAUGUAUAGAAGAAAACAUUUUUGGAAGUCAUGACUCCAUGAUGGGUUAGGUUAGGCUAACGUUUAUUUGGGUUUAGUUAGCUCUCAGGAACUCCCCUCAUUUGUAGUAAAUAUAGUACCCUUUGAAGUUUUUCCACUUAAACCACUGAGUACAUUUAUUAUAUACACAGAGUGUUUUUUUGUUUAUCUUGAACUGGCAAUUAUCUCAGAGUAUUUUAAAUGAAUUUAAUUUCUGUUUUUUCUAAUCAUUAUGGAAUUAUUUAAGCUUUAUUUUAAAACUAUUUUUAAUUGUCUACCCCUACUCUAUAUAUCUUAAAUAAGUGCAUACUUUUGAUUUUGCAAUAGAAAUUCCCCCCCCCUUUUGAAAACUGAUUUGAAUAGAGAAUAUUUUUAUAGACAUUUUAAUAUGCAUAACACUAAUAUCAGAUUUACUGUUUAUGAGUUAUAACAGUUUAAGAUUUAGACCGGAAGAGUAGGGAAGGACAAUAAAUUGCCUAUCUAUAAAAAUCACCCUGUAUAUUGUAUAUUAUUUAUCAGACAUUCAAUGUUUCUCAGACUCAUGAAUAUUUAGAAAACUCUGUGAUUUAAAAAAUUAUAUAUUUUCAGACUAAUGCCGUAGACGAUUAUGGUUUAGUGGAAGGCAAAUGGGACGGUUCUUUCGAAGAUGGUACAAGCCCAUUUGCGUGGAUAAGUAGUACGCCGAUUUUCGAUGAAUUUUACAAUACACAACAACCGGUCAAAUAUGGACAAUGUUGGGUAUUUUCCGGAGUUAUUGUUACGAGUAUGUAUACCUGUAUAAUAUAUAUGUGUAUAUAGAGUUGGAUACGCGAGCAUAUUGAGGACCCACAAGGCCAGGCUUUUAAAAUUUAAACGCGGUUCGUGCUGGGGUUAUUUUGUACAAAUACAUCAUGUGGGUCUAGCCGGGCUUUUAAAUUUAAAAUUCAUUACGGGUCGGUCUGGGCUUUUUUAUGUACAAUAAUAUGCCGACUAUAGGUAAUUCUUAAAUUUUAAAUUCUAAGUGGAACGAAAAAUGUAUUGGUUUUACAAAGAUGUUUAUUAAGCAUUGAAUAAUAUUUUUAAACCGGGUGGGCUUUUAUAAACCCGAAUAAAAUCUUGGCUGGCUAGGCUAGAUCUUUACAUUUUAUGUGUUUACAAUUUUAAUAUUUGAAAUUCGUUAUACAUAAAAAAUAAAAUAGUAAUUCAAUUUUUCACACAUAUGGUAGCUACUACAUUGCACCUAUAUCUUAAAAGAUUUGAGUGGGUAUUUAUUUUAAACAUUAAUCGAAAUUUCCAACAAUUUCUCCUAUUUCGUUCAACCACUUUCAAUUUCCUAAUGUAUUUUUUCAAAAAGCCAAAAGAGAAUGACCCAGCUACUCCUCCUCCGGCUGCCUACAGGCAAUACAUACCUUUACCCAUAAUAGAUACUCAAUUCAUUUAUUUCAGUAUCGCAAUACUAAACUCAAUAUUUUCCAUAACAGUAUUAUGAUGCAAUAUACAACAUAAGUAAUUUCAUCUAAAAUACACAUUUAAGAUACUUGUUUCAAAGAUACUGUCUAACCCUGUUUAACUCUAUUAUAUAGGUAUAAUAAUACCUAUAUAGAUGUAGAAAAGAUUUUAAAUUGUUGAUAUGGCUCAGUUUGUAGAGCUUUAGGAAUACCGUGCCGGUCGGUGACUAAUUACAUAUCGGCUCACGAUACAAAUACUAGUUUGACCAUCGACAUGUACAUCGACAUAGCCGGAGAAAAGCUCGACAGCCACCCGGGAAGUUAUACUAACGAUUCGUGUUGGAACUUCCACGUAUGGAACGACGUCUGGAUGGACAGGCCAGACUUGUCAAAGGGUUACGGUGGAUGGCAGUCCAUAGACGGAACACCACAAGAGACCAGUGACAGUAAGAUUCGUAUUAUUACUACUAUUUUUAUUUAUUUUUUUCGGGUACUCGAACUUUUAUUCUACAUCACGUAAUUCGUAAUUGUAAUAUUCGUCCUAUGACGUAGAUAUACUUAUUGACUAUAUAUCUAUACCUAUUGAUUAAUUAAUUUUUUACACAUACACUCAAAAAUCUGUACAAUUUAACAAGACCCUCCCCUCCCAUGAUGAAACCGAUGAGAUGCAAUUUCAUAUACUGUGUGGUGUUCAUCGUAUCAAGAAUCAGUGGCGGAUUCAGGAUUUAAUUUUGGAGGGGGUUAUAGUCCAAAAUUCAGUGAUAAUAACAAUAGUUCAUACAAAAUAAACUAUGGCUAUUGAAUUAAUAAAUCUGAACUUAGGUCAAUGGGGGAGACAAGACCCCUCGAUCCCCUACCUUAAAUCCGCCACUGUCAAUGAUGUAAAGGGUUUCAAAUUUCAACAAUCACCCCUACCAUAAUUUUACUACUACCUAUUAUGAUAUUAUUGUUGUGUUCGGUCAUUCAUUGUUUUGUAUAGAAUAUUACUAUAAUACAAUAUAGGGGAGGAGGGGAAAUUAGAAAUUGUUUACAAAUUAUAAAUUUACUAUUUCUGUUUUGGUUUGUACAGUUAGAUGCCUAUAAUUAAAAUCAUCACAACUAACAAUAAUAUUAUUAUCAUAAUAACAUAAUUAUAAAUAUAGUUUAAAAAUAUAUUCGCAAUCGUUUUAUGUAUUGCAGGCAUGUAUAGGUGCGGUCCAGCGCCCGUCGAAGCGGUCAAACGAGGUGAAGUGAACAUCGGAUACGAUACUACAUUCGUUUACACGGAGGUUAGAGCUGACAUGUGCGUAUUCAAAGAAUCGGAAGACGGAUAUUGGUCAAGAGUGAAAACAUUACCGAACUAGUAAGUAUACCUUCAUUAUUAUUCGUUCCAAACAAAGAUAUUUUUCCAGACAGACUUCUAAAAGUAAUCCUAGUAUAGGACCUAUAUAGGCACUUGGCCUAUUUGAACUACUUGGCCCAGGUUAAUCACAUCCGGUAUUAAUGUAUUCAGUAUACGUAUCUAAUAUAUUAAAUUGUCAUUUACAAAAAGAAAAAAAUACGGAUAUACUUCGCACGAUGGAUGGGUCACUGUUAAAAGGUGAGAAAUUGGGAAGGUAGAGGGGAAAUUUAAUGUAGGUAUGUCUAUAUGACCAUACGCAACGAUUAGUCAUUGCUAAAAUGAGAAACGAUUCUUCUAAGCAGAGUUCGAUUACACAUAUUUUGAACGCCCGUAAUAUUUACGAUUUGAAAAUAAUACAAUUUUAUAAUUUUUUCCGUUUUUUUCUCGGCUUUUCUCAUUUAUUUUAAAAUCGCCGGGAAGUUCAAAAAUGACGAAAAAAUAAAAAUAAUAAACAUAAUUGUAAACCCAAUACAUUCCUCGUUCCACUCAGAAUCUAAAAAAUGAAAUCCACGUUUAUACAUUGUAUCCUGUGCUUAAUUCAUUAAUUCGCGGAAUUGACAAACGCUUAAAUCAAGAAACUACUUAAGUUGAGCUCCUCUACAUAAUGUUUCCCAAUUCGAACACUGAAUACGUCCUUAUCAGUAUGGUAACCUUAGUAUACCUAAUAUUUGGUAAGACAUUUUAAUUCACGCCAAAAUUGAUAUUUUUAAACAAGGUACAUUUUAAAGAAGUCAUAAAUCCUAAAAUAAUGAAAAUAAAGCUUUUUUUCAAUCAAACAAAAUUAUAAAAUUAAAGAAAAAUGUUGACAACCCCUAUUCUUUGCAAUACCACGAAUUCUGUGCUGUAUGUGAAAGAGUAUACAUAUACUAUGCAAAGCGUAGAACACAUUUUAAAACUAAACUUCGUUCCAAUAUAACACGGGGAUGUAUUAUUAUGGGAAAUAAAUAUCAACAUUGAUGAAGUAGUUGGAGAAUUUAAAAAAAUGGUUCCAUAUAUUAUCAUCCUCUAGUUUUAUAAAUAUUCUAUAAUCUUUUUGUAAUAUUCUCUUAAUUUAGCUAAUGUAUCUUUGUUAGGUAAUGUAUUAAUUAAAAUGUAUACCUCCUUGUUGUUUCAAUUUUAAUAACAUUUAAAUUUAAAUAAUUAUUAAAGUUAUAACAGAAUGUUAUUCAAAUAAAACAGCAUAUAAGAGAUAUGUUGAACCGAGAAAGUUUGACAUUCGAUUUUAAACAAAAGAAAAUAAUUUAAUUGAAAAUACUGAGAUUUAUAAAUAUAUUACAACUUAUAAGAUAAUUACUCUAAUUUUUAAGUAAAAAUCAUACAAACAAAAGUGUGUUCAAAUACACAAAUUAGUUUAUUUUUUUUUUAAUCUGAAUUGAUCGCGAAAAAUGGCCCAGUCUAAUAAAAAUGACUAUAGAUCCGCCUAUAUGUACCUAGCUACACAUACCAAAAAUAAUUUACGUAUAUUAUUUUAAUAUAUUUAUGAUCAAAAAAUAUUGAUAUAGGUAUUAAUAAUAAUUAUUAGCUAAUAAUAUAUAUAUAUGUAUGUUACUUGAUUUGUAUAGCGUUGGAAAACUAAUCGUGACGAAAAAAAUCGGAGAAAUAUUACCCGGAACAGACGACAUGGAAGACAUAACAGACAUCUAUAAAAAUCCGUUUGGUAAGAACGAAAAUGAUUUUUAAUAGGUAUCAAAAAUAUCAAGUAUGCAAAAUGAGCAAUAAUUAAACAAUUAUUAGCAAUAGUUAAACGAACAAUAAUUUUAUUUUUCCCGCCUGAGUUCAGAGAGAUAUCAUGCAGAAUGAACUUUUAAGAGUUUAUUCGCAGAAAUUAUAAAUUUCUUAUCAAAAUAUUAAUAAGUUUAAUGCAGUGGUUCCCAAUCCUAACUGGUGAUCCAACCGUUUCAAUCCACCUAUUAAGUGUUAUCUUUUCAAUAAUUACCAUAGAGAAAAAAAAGGCCAACAAAGUUAAUUUCCAAGCGGUCCACGGCCUAUCAAAAGUUCUCUAAGUAGUCCAUAGUGUCGCUAAGUUGGAAAACAGAGUUGUUUGACAAUAAUACCCAUUGGCGAUGUUUAUGUAAAUUUAGCAACAAAUUAUACUAUAAUACUUACAAUGUACUAUACUCAAAAACCACCAAACCAAUUGCAAUCAAAUUUUGCACACAUAUUCCUUAAGACUCGGGAAGGGUUCAUUUUUCAACCUCUAUAGUCUAAAUGUCAAUAUAGGGUGGCUCUCACAUGAAUUUCGUUUCAGCUCGAAAAAAUCAAAUUUGUAUAUUUUUUUUUUGUAUAAUACAUGGUCGCAAUUGGUUACAGAUAAUAAAAUAAUUAUGACAAGACAUAAUCUAUUCUAUUUAUAAAUUAUUGUGAACUUGAGUGUUCUUGGUAACGGCCAGUCUGAGAAGCCACUGCACCGAUUAAUACUGCAGCGCACGGGCAAUGCUCAGCGGGACAGCUAUUCGUGGUCCGGAAAAUAAAUGAAUUUAAAUGCAAUUUCAACAUUUACGGGCAACAAAGGUUAACUGCAGUGAUAAGGCCAGGGAUGUAAACGGGAAAUCACGGGAAAUACGUUUUUUUUUUUUAUUUAUAGUGUUUUUGGUGUCUAAUACAAAACAGCUAGUUAUUAAAUAUAAUAUACAAUAUCAAACAGUAUUAAUAUAAUAAUAUACAUGCAUGCAACAAACGUGUGCCUUAUUUUAGCGCCACAGAAUACUAAAUCAAUACCUAUUUAUACCUAUAUUGUAUAGGACCUACUAUGGCGAGGUCACCGCAAACAGAAAUAAUUACCUAUCCGUCGAUCGCCGACGCUUUAAUAUUAUGAUGUGUGCAUGAAACAGACGGGCGAACGAAAAUAAAUUUUGAAACAAAUACCAUGCAUUAUAAUAUAAAAUAAUGAAUAAAAUAUUUUUUUCUUUCUCUCAUUAGUUUAAAGUCGAUUUUUAAUAACGGUCGGGAACGUUUAUGCAGCCAUUUCUCUCUACGCCGCCGGUACACUCAAUUAAAAUAUUAUAUUUAAUGAUGUAGGCAUUACAAUAUUUAAAUUUAAAUACUAGGCAGGCAUUAGAGGUAUGGCUAUAACACUAUAGGUACGACGUUUAUCAAAGAAUAUUUUACAACCGAAAAUCACUCAUGUCAAAAACAUAAAGUAGGUAUAAUCGUUUUUAUUCGACCUUCGUGAUACUGUCCUACCUUGUGGUACCUAUUGAACGGCGAUUGCGAUUCAAAUAUUCCGAGAACGAAUAUACGUAAUCCAUACGAAUGUAUAAUUAGAUGAACUGCAAUAAUCCUACUUGAGGUCAAUCUCUUUGUAGGUAACAAAUAAAUAAUACAUCACUAUAAAGAACCUGACUGUAUAAUAAUUAUCGCGUUCGUUGUUUAAAAUGAAAAUUCGCGACAAUAUACCUACCGAAAUUAUGUAGCCCGUUAAAAUAUUUUUUUCUUUUUAUAUACCUAUAUGGGAAAUGCCCAUCUACACCUAUACAUCGUAAAAUUGUUUUAGACUCGCCGGAGGACAAGAUGGCCGUAAAAAAAGCCAUUAAAAUGGUUCCGAUCGCCCAGCAGAUAUACGACGUAGAAGAAUCUCAAAUCGAAGAUGUCGAAUUGAAAUUGUUCGACAUCGAACAAAUCACACUGGGCGAAAGUUUCAAAAUCGCCAUUAGUCUACACGUGAGUGAAUAUGAUAAUUUAAUGCGUGAGGUGUUUCUACAUUGAAUUAUAUUAUUUACGGGAGAUCGCGUCCUUAUUCACACGACUGCCAAAAAAAAAAGUAGUAUGGUAAGUUUUUAGGGUGAAUGUUUGUGUGUGGCUAUGUGUGAUGCAUAUAUACAUUUAUACGAAUAAUUAUUCUGCUAUAACUUUUGAAUGCUUUAGCCGAUUUCGAAGUGUGUGAAAUCGUUAGAAUCCGUAAACCAUCCCAAGUUUUAAAAUGUCAAACUAUACGGUGCAAAUCGUUUGCACACAUUUAAAAUUAAUUUUACCAGCAAAUAGACGAUUCGUUUGAGCACUGUAGUAAUACAAAAAAUAAGAAAAAUUAAAAAAAAAGGUCGACCACUAAAAAAUAGUGUUAUGUGUUGAUUUGAAAUUUUUAUAGAAAUAAUUAUAAUGAUAUUUAGUGCGAAAGAAUGAUGACGAAACGGCGGCAUCACCAAAGGGCCGAUUGAUAUUGUGUACCUAAUGCUUAAUUUUAUUUGACUCAUAUUUAAAUGUUCUUAAUGAAAGUAAUAGAUCAGAUAUUGAUUUUUCUCGAAUGAUAAAAAAAAAAAACCAUUGGAUUUUGUGGGCGUAAAAAGACGGAAUACAUGGCCUUCGCGUCGAUGUCAAUAUAGAAUAACUAAUAAACGAAUUGCGAGAAUAAGAUAAUAUACAGUAGUAUGAUUGAGGCGGCAGUGGUUUCAAAGGGCCGCAGCAGAUGGCAUGCAGUUCUAUUAUAUUUGACAAAUUUUAAAUUAUUUUGCUUGUAGAUAAGCUUGUAUCCCUCUCGAAUAGCGAACAAUCCGUCAUAUUUAUUAAAUUAUUUACAUUUUGUAAAAUACCAAGUACUCGGCCACAUUUGAAUCUUUCAGUUACAUUUUUGUAAUGAUAUAAAUGAUAAAUAAUUAUACAUGUAUAUUAUGUUGUGUGAGCAUAACAUUACAGCACAUUCAAAAAUCAACAUUUUUAAAUAGCAUUUAUUUCAUAUUCUACGUGAUAAUGUAUAUUGUAUACACAUAAUAGUACAGUACAUAAAGUGCUACGAAAACCGUCUAUCUUUCAAAAACAUUAUACGGGUAGGUAAUAAUCAGUUUUACGCUAUUCAUCCACAAAUACACAAAGUAAUCGACAUAAUUAUUGAAAUUCAAAGUAAAACUGAUUUAAAGAUUAAUUCAUUUAACACUAAAAAUCAUCAAUUUUAGAAGAAAAUAGACAAUAAAUAAGGAGGUAUAAGAAAAGAAAACCCAACCAAACUACAUACACUUUUUGCAGUGUGUUAGACCUUAUGACCAUAAAAAUCAUAAACCAACUUCGCUCAUAAUCAUUUUCAUUUUCACUAUUUCUAACGGCAAUCAUGUUUUUUAAUUUGUUUUAGUUAUUUAUUUAUCUGUAUACUAUACUAUAUUAUACCUACAUAUAUAUAUAUAUAUAUAUAUAUUUUAAUAUAGAAUACGUCGACGGAACAGCGGACAAUUUCUGUCGUUCUUUCCGCAUUGUCGAUACUGUACACCGGAACCACAAUCAACAAGGUUAAAAGAAGCCAAGCCAACAUAGUUCUAAACCCUAACCAAAGUAUGUAAUUGUAUUUAAUGUAGAUAUUAAAGAUUACAGUAAAUUAGAAGAUUAACCAAUUAACGUGGGUAUUCAAUGAAUUGAGUAUAGGACAUAUUAUAGUAUAUAGAUAUUGAAUAAAUUGAAAUAAAAAUGACAGUAUAGGUGGGUACUUAAGUAACACAAAAAUUAAAACGUUAAAUUGACGUUUAGGAAUCAAUAAAAUAAUUAGGUGGUUACCUAUCUAUAGUAUCUAUAGUCUAGAAGUAGCGUGUACCUAGGCAUAGAACAAAUAAUUAGAGAGAGGACAGAUUUAUAAACCUGUUCUGGUAUAAUAUGAGUAGGUAUAUGGCGUAAAUACUUAUGAGCGCAUUUAUGAGAGAAGGGAAAACAGUGAGUUAAUAAGGAUUCACCCAAGAAGAUGGAAAUUCUUCGGUUUAUGAAUCAAAACAUACAUUUUCGAUACGAUAUCACGUCACUCUUUAAAUAUUAUAUAGUAACUAUUCAAAUUUUUGUCAAUAUCAAUCAACCUAUACACCCAUUUGGCCCACGUUAUUAUUUUAAUACCUACAUAAUAUGUUGAGUUUGCUACGAACCAAUUACUGUUAUAAAACCUAACCUACUGUCUUAGGUGAAAACAUCCACGUAUACGUGAAACCAUCUGAGUACAUGGACAAGCUGUCGGCGCAUAGUUUGAUAAGAAUAACGGCCGUAGUUAACGUCCAGGAAACGGGGCAGUUGUGGAGCCAAGACGACGACUUUGCCGUACAAAAGCCGGAACUGAACAUUGAAGUAAGUGAAAUAUUAUUAAAGAAUUUGUUUGAUAUCCAGUACGUAGGUAAUACCUACAUGUUUGGUGUUAUAGCGCUAUAAUACUGAAAAAAUCUAUAACGGCACGAUGUCAGAGCCCAAUUAAUGAGAAAGAAAAAAAUACCUGUUUAGUGUAUAUGUAUAUUAAGGUGUUUAAAGGUUUAUUUUUUUAUUAGAUAUUCUUCUUUUCAUAAUAUCAUGUUCAUUAGAGUUUAAUCAUUUAAGGUCACAAGCAUCGUUUUUAGGAAAAAAGUGGAAUUAUUUUAGUUUUUAAUUUUAUAUAAUUAGGUAAUAAUUUUUACGACAAAAUCAAAAAUUACCAGAAAAAAAAACAAAUUAAAUAUUUUACAUUUUACUACUCAUUUAGACUUUUAAAACUUAAUUUUUUAAUAGUUUUGAUAAAUCAACCAUUGAAACCUCCAUUAAAUAUUUUUUUAGAGGUUGGAAAUGCUUUAAAUCAUUAAAUAAUUCAUCAUUUAGUUACCGAAAGAAUGGUUACACUUGUAUAACAAGUUUCACUUAAAAUUACUUCAAAUAAAAGUAUUUUACAAUUAUGAAAUGAGUAUGAAAUAAAUAUGAAUAAAAUAAAAAAAGGUACAAUAUUAAAAAACAAGAAAAAUCCUAAAUUUUUUUUUUUUUUUAUUAAUGCAGAUCAAAAAACAAUAGUUGCAUACAAUAAAUCUUAAAUUUCGUAUAUUUAUGUAUAUAUUAUUCAGUGGCGUGCGUAGGGGGGGGGAUUUAGAUGUUAUAUCCUCUCCAUUAACUUAAAAUGUAAAAAAUAUGAGUAAUCUAACAUUGAAAUGCAAGCCAAGUCGAGAAAAACUCUGUAUUGAUUAGUAAUGUAAUUAGUUUGUAAUUGGUUAUUUUUUAUGAUCCAGCUUUUAAGUUACUAAUUCCCAUAGUCGAAUUGGAUAGAGAAGACGAUUUUCGAUACUUAUUUACUACUCCCCUUCCUAUUGAAAAUUCCUGCGCAAACCACUGUCUAUAUUUUUCUGCAAGUAUAGCCAUGGUACCACAAUAAUAAACGACUUUUGUCAAAAAGUGUUAAAAAUAGUUAUAAAAGUGUAUAAAAAGUUAUUAAAAAUGUUGUAAAUAAAUCAUAAUUGUACAAUCUAUUUAAUUAUUUUCUAAAUCUUUUUUUUAUAUAUAUAUAUAUAUUUUUUUUUAUUUUUAUUUUUCUUCGAAAAUAUAAACUAGAUAUCAUGUCUAUUGUAAUAUAUCUAUAAUAGGUACUUCUAAUGUACUAUCUUUUUCAUGCUACUUUUGUACACUUCUAAUAACUCUUUCUGAACCAAAUUAGUUCAAACUAGGGAAUAAUAGAGUUAUUAAAGGCAGACAAAAGUUGGGUUGAGUUCUAAUUCUAGAAAUUUAUUGCAAGAGGGAGGGGGGGUUAAGCUUUGAACGACCUCACAGACCACCCAAAUGAAACUAGGAGAUACAAGUUUGUAUAAUAUGCAUGAUAUUAUUAUUAGUCCUUCUUAAUCUAACUCUGUAUAUUACAUAUAAAAUAUAACUUUUUUUUUACACAAUUUGCAGUUAUCCUCAGAGCCGAGAGUGGACGAACCAUGCGUGGCAACCUUCUCAUUCAACAACCCACUAUCCGUUGCCUUGACCGAAUGCACAUUCAGCAUCGAAGGUCCGGCAAUCCACAGAGUUAUCAAAUUCAGGUAGGUUAGAACUAAUAGAUUAAAAUACAAUAAUACCUAUAAAUUCAGGACUUGCAUAAAAAAAAUUCAAUAAAAAUACAAUUAAAAAAAAUACAGCAUGUUAUAAAUGAAACUUAGUACCUACUUAGGUCCAAGUUAUAAUUUUAAUAAAAUUUUUGAAAAAAUUAAAAUAUCUUUCGGUUCUAGUUCUGAACAAUAUUAUGACAAAUUCGGAAUCACAGUCUGGAUUUCAAUUACAUAACCCAAAUUUAUGGAUCCAAUUCGUCAAUCUAGAUCUCGGAUCCAAUCCAUUAAUUUGUCUAAAACGGGCUAGGUACUAAAAUAAUAGAAACUAGAUAGAAGGCAUGUACUAGAGACCUGCACGGGUCUCUAAUUUCUAACCCUGCCAGACCAGCGAGGCUAAAAAGUAGUCUGGCCCUGCCUCAUUUUGUUGUAUGUGUAUAAAAGUCCACGUUUGUUUUAAUUUGAAUUUGAUACUCAGCACUAUGCUUUAUACCUAGAAUACCUAUAGGUACUCAAGCAUAAUCUUGUCCCUCAAAAAAAUUGUACAUAAAUAAAAACCCCCCCGAACCUCAUCACAGUAAUGUUUAAAACAAAAUACAUUUUUACCCCUAAUUAUCUGUAAACUGUUGCAAUUUUUUUUUUUAAUACCUUAUUUUGAUGAUUUUAUAUUAUAAUAUAAAUUUUUUUGAAAAUUUACACGAAACAAUAACAUUUAAUUUAUAUGUAUGUAGGCAGGUACAUAAUUUUUUUAAAAUAUUUUGGAAGAAAACAGAAAAAUAUUGUUAGUAAGUACAAAUAAGUAGUAGGUUCUUUAUAUUGUGUAAAAAUUAAGAUUUCCAAAAGUUUUUGUAACCCAAUAAUGUAGUUAUAAUAUUAAGUAAAUUAUAACCACAAAAGCAUAAUGAUAAAAAUAAUUAUAGAUAUCAUUUUAAUAAUAAAUGCAUUAAAGGGGAAAUUCUAAGACAUAUCCUAAAGCUAUAAUUCAUACAAAUAACCCCAUAUAUAGUAUAUAUUACAAACUUUAAUUUUGGUUUUUGAUCAUUACUUAUUAUUUUGCAGGAAUGUACUGCCUAAUGAAAAGAAUGUCACACACAAAGAAAUGUUUAAGCCAGAAAAAGAAGGACAGCCAACUGUCACUGUGUCUUUUAAUUCAAAACAACUCACAGACAUAAAAAAAACAAUAACCACAACAGUACAAUUAUAAAUAUGAUACUGAUUCAUUAUUUAAAAAAGUUUUUAUACCUAGACAAUGUAUAUUAUUACUUACUAAUAUUAAUAUUAUAAGUUUUUAUAUUGCAUUUAUGGAUUAACAAUGAAUAUUGAAAUGGCUUUACAAAAAUAAAAAAAUGUUAAUUUUAAUUAAUAGUUUAUCUAUAAGUGAAUCUUAAAACAAUAUUUCAAAUAUAUUUUAAAAAAAUUGUUUAUUUGGUAUUUCUAUCAUUUUCCAUUUAUAUAUUCAAAAUCAGUGAAUAUAGUAUAAGCACGCUUGAAAUGUGUACAAAGGUUCUUAAAAAAAUAACCUAACAGCUUUCCAAUGGGUGCCUAACUGCUUACCUACAUAGAUAAGCAAUUAACCUAAUCUGCAUGUGCAGGUUUCAAUUUUUGUAAACUACUACACCUAAUAGUAAAGAAUAAAAAGUACUUUAUAUAAUGUCUCAUUAUUAAUUUAUUUUCUGAAAACUUAAAAAUAUUAAGUUAACAUUAAGCUGUAGCCUUUAAUACUUAUAUUAUACCAGUAUUUUGUUGAGUGUAUGCAAAAAUUAAAAAAAUAUGGAUUAGGUCAAUUAGUGUAUACAACUAUACAGUUUAUCAAGAUCUAAAUCAUUAAUAAAACUGUAGUAAUACAAAAAAUAGGAAAAAUAAAAAGGGGAAGCAAAUAAGAGGAGUUAAAAGAGAUUUAAACGGGGAAAUAUUAAGAGAGUCGUGGUUAAGGGGAUAGUAGUAGACUUAGGACAUUAAGUAUAGAAAUAGAAGACAAAUAUAUUUGAAAUUAUAGAAUAAUCACGUAAAAAUACCUACAAAGAAUGAAAUAUAAAGGAGUAGGUAUAAAAAUGUGCUUAUAUAGUGUGAAAUAAUCGAUCUAAGUUUUGGUACUACAAAGAAUGAUUAAUCUUUAAUCAUAAUAAAAGUUCAGCCUACUAGUUUUAUUACUACCUUCCUUCCUAUGUUUGAAAGGGUUUCGAAGUCGUGAAUCCGAGAAUGGUAACGAAAUCAAUAACUAAAGAAAAAUAUAAUUAUAUUACCUGCCCACGGUGUUGGAAUACUAUAGUGUAUACUUAUGGAUAACCUCAAGUGAACCUGGAGUCGUUGGACGGCAAUCACAAUUUAAUUAAGAUAAACUAAUUUAAUUAAUUAUCAUUUAACACCUGUGUGCACUCAGAUAAAAAAUGCUAAUUUUUAAAUUAGGAAAAUAAAAGGUUGAAUUACAAAGUGAAUUAAUAAAUAAAUCGAACACGAGUGAUUAUAGCUGCUAAAAGUCGGAGCUAGCUAUUCAAGAGGGAUCCUGGAAAGAAGUUGGUGAAGCGUAGUUGUUGCUGUGUGCAGAAUUCUCGACAGAGUGUUCGUCUUGGGGUUUCUCGAGGGAUCAAGACGCUUCAUUUUCAAUUAGAAAAAACCAUUCAAUUUUAUGUGUUUAAAUAAACCAAAAAAAAGGUCGACCACUAAAAAAUAGUGUUAUGUGUUGAUUUGAAAUUUUUAUAGAAAUAAUUAUAAUGAUAUUUAGUGCGAAAGAAUGAUGACGAAACGGCGGCAUCAUCAAAGGGCCGAUUGAUAUUGUGUACCUAAUGCUUAAUUUUAUUUGACUCAUAUUUAAAUGUUCUUAAUGAAAGUAAUAGAUCAGAUAUUGAUUUUUCUCGAAUGAUAAAAAAAAAAAACCAUUGGAUUUUGUGGGCGUAAAAAGACGGAAUACAUGGCCUUCGCGUCGAUGUCAAUAUAGAAUAACUAAUAAACGAAUUGCGAGAAUAAGAUAAUAUACAGUAGUAUGAUUGAGGCGGCAGUGGUUUCAAAGGGCCGCAGCAGAUGGCAUGCAGUUCUAUUAUAUUUGACAAAUUUUAAAUUAUUUUGCUUGUAGAUAAGCUUGUAUCCCUCUCGAAUAGCGAACAAUCCGUCAUAUUUAUUAAAUUAUUUACAUUUUGUAAAAUACCAAGUACUCGGCCACAUUUGAAUCUUUCAGUUACAUUUUUGUAAUGAUAUAAAUGAUAAAUAAUUAUACAUGUAUAUUAUGUUGUGUGAGCAUAACAUUACAAAACACAAUAGGUAGAUAAUGAAAAAAAAAAAUAUAAUUCUAUAGUUAGUUUAAUAUUAUUAUGAAUAAUAAUCAUACUAAGAAGCUAAGCUAAAGUUUGUUAUUUGCAUAGAAAUAUUUAGGAAGAUAAAAAUAAUUAUUUAAAACUAGAUAUUAUCUAAUAUAAAGAUUAUAAAAAAAAUCUAAACAUUAUAAAUACAUAUAAAAAAUAAUUCUACUUAAUAAUUAUUGUUAUAAGUACCAUUUGUCUUAGUAUAUUUCGUAUAAAAAUAUUAUGAAAAUAUUUUAUAAAAAUGUAAAAAAAAAAAAUAUAAUAAUAUAUAAUUGUCUAUUUUUUUUUUAUUAUUAUUAUUAUUAAUAAUCGUAAUAAUUAUCAUCUACUCUGUGUUUUUCAAUGUUCCCACUGAGUGUGGGAUCUGGUCGUCUUCUUUUGAAAAAACCCAAUUUCCACAACAGCAAUGUUAAACAUAUUAACAAAAGGAGACCUAUCAAAAUUGCUAAUAUAAUUAUCCACCAAGGAAUUGAUUCACUUUCUUGUUCCAACAAAUCUACUUUGGCAAUUGUCUCCACC